Messenger RNA from Styela clava, 1486 nucleotides. Its product is annotated as alcohol dehydrogenase class-3-like. Gene Ontology annotation, molecular function: alcohol dehydrogenase (NAD+) activity; S-(hydroxymethyl)glutathione dehydrogenase [NAD(P)+] activity; zinc ion binding. Lineage: Eukaryota; Metazoa; Chordata; Ascidiacea; Stolidobranchia; Styelidae. Gene Ontology annotation, cellular component: cytosol. The record is from RefSeq and is a predicted model, not a curated record. Gene Ontology annotation, biological process: formaldehyde catabolic process.
GUGUUAUUAUCCAUCAGAAAUUAUUUGCUUUUAAAAUGGAAGGAGAUACAGCUGGCAAAACAAUACAAUGCCGAGCAGCCGUGGCUUGGGAAGCCGGUAAACCCCUCACUAUAGAAAACAUAGAAGUUGCCCCACCAAAAGCACACGAAGUUCGUCUUAAAGUGGUUGCUACAGGAGUAUGUCACACUGACGCAUAUACCCUUGGUGGGACAGAUCCUGAAGCUGGAUUUCCUGUUGUCUUAGGACAUGAAGGUGGUGGAAUCGUUGAAAGUGUUGGAGAAGGUGUUGUUGGAUUCCAGCCAGGAGAUCAUGUGAUUCCUUUGUAUAUUCCUCAAUGUCGGGAAUGCAAGUUCUGUCUUAAUCCAAAAACCAAUUUGUGCCAAAAAGUCAGAACCACUCAAGGUAAAGGAUUUAUGCCAGAUGGUACAACAAGAUUCACAUGCAAAGGGAAAAAGCUCCUACAUUACAUGGGUACUUCUACUUUCAGUGAAUACACUGUUGUUGCUGACAUCUCUUUGUGCAAAGUAGAUAAAAGUGCUCCACUUGAUAAAGUGUGUUUACUGGGUUGUGGUAUUUCAACAGGUUAUGGCGCUGCCCUCAAUACGGCAAAGGUUGAAAAUGGAUCCACUUGUGCUGUUUGGGGCUUGGGUGCAGUAGGUCUUGCAGUCCUAAUGGGAUGUAAAGCGGCAGGGGCCUCCCGAAUUAUUGGUAUUGACAUCAAUGAAGCAAAGUUUGAAACGGCAAAGAUGUUUGGGGCUACCGAUUGCAUUAAUCCUCUAAAAUAUUCAGAUCCAAUACAGAAUGUUGUUGCUGACCGCACUGAUGGUGGUUGCGAUUUUACUUUCGAAUGCAUUGGUAACGUCAAAACCAUGCGUGCAGCAUUGGAAGCUGCUCAUAAGGGGUGGGGUGUCUCUACAAUUAUAGGUGUCGCUGGGGCUGGUCAAGAGAUUUCGACUCGUCCUUUUCAACUAGUGACUGGAAGGGUGUGGAAAGGUACAGCUUUUGGUGGAUGGAAGAGUGUUGACAGCGUUCCAAAACUUGUUGAUGAGUACAUGGCAAAAAAACUAAAGGUGGACGAAUUUGUGACUCAUCAGCUGCAACUCGAUGAAAUUAACAAGUCUUUCGAUUUAAUGCAUAAAGGAGAGAGUCUGCGUGCUGUUGUUUACUUCGAAAAGCCUGCGUUGUAAUGAAGAUUCGGUAACUCUAUUAUCUCAACGUAGUGCAAUGAUUGCUGCCGUACGCUGGCAGCUUAUGCUUUUAAUUAAACAUCCCCUGCAAAUGAAUGUCUUUCUUGUAAGCUGUGAGCAUAACAUGACCCAAACUCCUCAAUACCAAAUUCAUAUCAGUUUUUUCGACAGCUGCUAUUGUGAUGGCUUGUGAAAAGAUAUAAUAAUGAAUGGUGCAUGUGCCAAAAGCUCAAAAGGCAUCAAUGUAAAUAAUUCACUUAAUUUAUUGUAAUGAAUAAUAAUAAAAAACUGCAAUUGUG